AUGUCCGGAACCACGAUGCCUGCAGACGGCGAGAGCCAGGAGGUGCAUUCGCCCCACGGACUUGUUCCAUGCUCCCCAUCGCGACUAGGAUCACCCGUUGAAGAUGCUGGUACGUACCCUGAGCUUCACUGCAGCUUGCUGGAACGAUGCGUUAUCGCAGUGAUCGUCAUCCUGGCCCAAUCAUACUCGCAGCCGGUUUCGGUGGGAUGCGUGACGGCACGGGAAAGGCCUACGGUUCAGGGGGCGGCUGUCGUGCGGGAGAUCGUGGAGGGCGGUCGCCCAGCUCCGACCAACGGAGUGGCGAUCCGGAGGGUAGCUCGACCCCCCGCGCGAACAGAGAUGGUGGGAGGCUAA
Messenger RNA from Aspergillus luchuensis, 354 nucleotides. RefSeq lists its product as uncharacterized. The coding region runs from base 1 to 354 and encodes 117 amino acids. The transcript has a single exon. The record is from RefSeq and is a predicted model, not a curated record. Lineage: Eukaryota; Fungi; Ascomycota; Eurotiomycetes; Eurotiales; Aspergillaceae.